Messenger RNA from Cyclocybe aegerita, 966 nucleotides. Lineage: Eukaryota; Fungi; Basidiomycota; Agaricomycetes; Agaricales; Hemipholiotaceae. The record is from the annotation of a GenBank genome assembly.
AUGGAAGCCACGAUCGAAAAUACGUUUGGCGCUAUUCAAAUCGGAUCAAUGGCAGCCACAUUUCUUUUUGGAAUCGUCACUCUGCAGUGCCAUGUCUACUACUCCAGCAGGCCAAAAGAUCCUCGAAUUCUGAAGUGGAUGGUCGGGGUCAUUUGGUUUCUCGAGCUAACCCACACGAUCUUCGUCGCAUAUGAAAUUUACAGAACGACCAUCACAUACUAUGGUCUUCCAGGAGCAGUCACAAAAUACCCUGGUUUCGCGGCAGUGAUGCUAUUGGGGGGCUUGAUAACAAUGCUGGUCCAAAACUUCUUCGCAUUGCGUGUCUGGAAAUUUCUCCCUCGGCCAUAUUGCUAUGUCGGCGGCGGGUGCAUCAUCGCUUCCACCGUGCGCUGCAUCCUGAGCAUCUACGCGAGCGUUGAGGGAUUUCUUAUGACUUCUUAUGCGAACUACCUGGUGGAAUUCCAGGACUACCUCACAGCGUUAUUAGCCAUCGGAGCUGCGAUCGACGUCAUCAACGCAGGGUCUCUGUCGUAUUUCUUGUUCAAGCAACGCGAGCUGGCAUUCGCUCGAACCACCAGACUCCUCGACCGACUUAUUGCUUACACCAUUCGAACUGGACUCAUAACCUGUAUUGUAGCCGUCACUGUUUUGAUUCUUUUUCAAACACUUGCUCCCUCUCUUAUUUCCCUUGCUAUGUAUACGGCGUUGGCCAAGCUCUACUCUAAUUCCUUCGUUUCCGCGCUCAAUUCAAGACGCGGCUUUAAGGAAGAACUAUCGGAAUCAUUCUCUUCUGGAGUCUCUUAUCCCAGAUUCGCCGGCGCGGACACUGCGGCGGAAAGCCGCGUUGACGGCGCUAAGUCCACCCAUGCCAUUCCCCUCGAAACACGAACGAGCAACUCUACUCGCAACGACCUAUUGGCUGACGGCCCGCCUUAUCGUGAAGGAGUUAUUCUGAAGGAGCCGUGA